Molecule: messenger RNA, 755 nt
Organism: Carya illinoinensis
Lineage: Eukaryota; Viridiplantae; Streptophyta; Magnoliopsida; Fagales; Juglandaceae
Product: B3 domain-containing protein At3g25182-like
Exons: 1
Coding region: 1-591 (196 amino acids)
Molecular function (GO): DNA binding
Source: RefSeq, a predicted model, not a curated record
AUGGGAGAUACCGAUUCCAAGAUCAAGAGUCAAAAGAUCUGGUUCCAAACCAUUAAUGGAGGAAACCCGUCCAAGAAGAACCUGAUGAAGAAUAUCGUGACCAAUGUUUCAAACGGGCGGCAGGAGUUGCCUGAAAAUUUAAAGAAUCGUAUCAAGGUUAUGGAUGGAACCGGAGUGGUUAUGGUAAUACAGAAAGCUCUUACAGCAACUGACAUAAAAAAAUGCCAAGCUCGGCUUUCCAUGCCUUUUGGACAGAUCAAUAUGGAUUUCUUGAGAGAGGGAGAGAGAGACUAUCUUCGUCGGCAAAAUGAGAUGGAAGUUCCAUUCAUUGAACCCUCUGAUGUGUUUAGUAAGAUUGUUUUGAGGCAGUGGGACAUGCGCAAAACUAGUGGGAAAACGAGCUCAAUGUACGUGCUGAGGAAGUGCUGGCAUGAUGUCACCUUAACGAAUGAUCUCCAGAAUGGUGAUGUGGUGCAGGUAUGGUCUUUCCGAGUUGGUAAUGAAGAACGUCUCUGCUUGGCUCUUGUUGUGGUUAAUAGAAAGAAAAACCAAGGGAGCUUGAAAAAUAGCCAGGCAAUAAGUCUGAUGUAGAAGAAGCAAGCACCAGCCCAAGAGGAGAAGGUGUAUAUGCAUGGAAUAAACUCCGGAUGGUCAGUCUUUCUUGUUUAUUAGAUAUUAUGUUUGGGCGGGUGCAGUCCUUGGUAGUUUUAGUUUAUUAGAUUGUAUGUUGAAUUCCAAUCCGUUAAUUUUUGUGU